Molecule: messenger RNA, 324 nt
Organism: Aspergillus affinis
Lineage: Eukaryota; Fungi; Ascomycota; Eurotiomycetes; Eurotiales; Aspergillaceae
Exons: 3
Coding region: 1-324 (107 amino acids)
Source: RefSeq, a predicted model, not a curated record
AUGUCUUACAACAGAGAUACCAAAGCCGGCCGUUACGGCGAGUACAGCAGCAACGAUAGCUACGGAUCGUCCAACCGGACCGGGGGUUCCGAUUCCUAUGGCUCCUCGAAUCGCUCCGGCAAUGACUCGUAUGGUUCGUCCGGCUCUCAGAAUGACACCUACCAAUCGUCGUCGGGCAACACGUACGGCUCCUCGAACUCUGGUUCCAACCGUCGUGAUUACAACUCGUAUGGAUCUUCCGAUCGCUACGGCUCCGGUAACACUACCUAUGGGUCGUCGAACAACGACUCGUAUGGCUCUCGGGGUGGAAGCCGAUAUGACUAG